Hibiscus syriacus is the source of this 1010-nucleotide messenger RNA. RefSeq names its product probable BOI-related E3 ubiquitin-protein ligase 3. NCBI's taxonomy places the organism in Eukaryota, Viridiplantae, Streptophyta, Magnoliopsida, Malvales, Malvaceae. The record is from RefSeq and is a predicted model, not a curated record. Gene Ontology annotation, molecular function: ubiquitin-protein transferase activity. The transcript is spliced from 2 exons. The coding region runs from base 264 to 1010 and encodes 248 amino acids.
UUUGAUUCAAAGGCAAGCAAAACAGAUGCCCUCUGAAAUCUCUGACCCGAUAGUUUAGUCACAAAAUCUGCAUGUGUACGUAGUUGUUUAAUUAGACAGAAAAUUAAGCCAGGAAUUAAUAUUAUAUAAUGUUUACAUGUUCAUAACUCUCAUCUCACCCUUAUAAAUAUAACCCAUCACCCUCCACUUUCGUCUUGUUUUCUCUCUCUGUGUCGAAAGGAAAGAGAUUUCUGGGGGGGGGGGUUCUUUGUUGAUUGAAGAAAAUGGCCAUACAAGCUCAGUUAUAUUCGGAUAAUAUCGGGUUUCCAUUGUGUUGUUCCCUUGAUGGUAAUGGUCAUGGUAAUGGUAAUGGUAAUGGUGGGUUUAAUCAAUUCUGUUUCGGCAAUCAACAACUACAACAGCAGCAUCAGCUUCAGAUUCAGCAACCGGGGAAUCAGAGUUUUUGUUUUGAAGAAAAUGAUGAAUCCAUUGAUCAGUUUAUCAAAUCCCAGAAUGAGAGACUGAGAUUGUUACUGCAAGAACAGAGAAAGCAGCAAGUUUUGUUAAUGGCGGAAAAGCUAGAAUCAAAGGCAACUCCUUUAUUCAGCCAAAAGGAAGCAGAGCUCGCGAGAGCAGCAAACAGAACAAUGGAGCUUCAAAAUCUCUUGAACAAACUGGAGACGGAGAAUCAAGCAUGGCGAAGAGUGGCGCAAGAGAACGAAGCGAUCGUCGUUUCUUUGAACAACACGCUCGAACAAUUACAACAACAACAAGACCAAGCCGGGUGUCGUUUCGACGGCGAUGCAGAGUCUUGCUGUGGAGGAACAGAGGAAGAGAACAACAACAGAGGACUCGUCGAAACGAAGAAGAAGGCAUCAAUGGUGUGUAAAUGUUGCAAUUCUCGAAGCUCGUGUGUUUUGUUCCUUCCUUGCAGACAUCUUUGUUCAUGCAAAGAUUGCGAGGCUUUUCUCGAUUGUUGCCCUCUCUGUAGAACAGCAAAGAAAGCCACUAUAGAAGCCUUGAUUUCUUAA